Messenger RNA from Trypanosoma grayi, 855 nucleotides. RefSeq names its product putative UDP-Gal or UDP-GlcNAc-dependent glycosyltransferase. The record is from RefSeq and is a predicted model, not a curated record. Gene Ontology annotation, cellular component: membrane. Bases 1 to 855 code for a protein of 284 amino acids. NCBI's taxonomy places the organism in Eukaryota, Euglenozoa, Kinetoplastea, Trypanosomatida, Trypanosomatidae. Gene Ontology annotation, molecular function: hexosyltransferase activity. The transcript has a single exon.
AUGAAAAGGCGAUACGAGCAUCCAAAGGUUGAGAAGCUGGCGGUUCCCCAGCGAGGCGACGAAAUUAAACAAUUUACACGGAACGACGCUCGUGCUGUACGUCACCCGUCGCACAACUUCACGUACUCUGCUUCGUUGCGGCAGGAGGCGGCGGCGGAGCAGAAUGAUGUGAUUGCACUGCCGAUGAAUGAGGGGCGCCCAUCGACCAACAAGACGAUUGGUGACCUCAAGUGGGGCAAUGAGGCUGAGAUCGGGCUGAGCCGCAAGGUGUUCCGGUGGUUCGACAUGGCGCUGCGGUUGUUCCCGACUGUGCGAUACUUCGCGAAGGCCGAUGACGACACAUUCCUGCGCGUGCCGCAGUACCUUCUUGACCUGCGCACGCUGCCUCGCCGUGGGGUGUAUUGGGGGCUCCGUACUGACGCAACUGCACGAAAGAAUAAUGUUAUACACGAGUUUCAUUACUUUUCCGGGAUGCUCUACACUCUUGCGAGGGACGUGGUGCAGCAGCUUGUGUCGUUUGAGCCAGUGCGACGGCUGGUGGAUUUGCCCUACAACAAGGAGAGAGAGGGGCAGUUUCUCUACUAUAAUAUGCAACACGAGGACGUGAUGGUGGGGCAGAUACUACGGUUGGAGGUGCGGGACUCCACAUUGGUGGUGGUGGAGGAUAGUGGGUGCCGAUUCCACAGUGGCCGUGGUAAAAAUCGGACAUUGCACGUUACUCCGGCCUCUCUUGCCCUGCACCUCCCACCAGUAAAGGGAUAUUCUACACUAAUGGAAUUGGGCGGCCACAGCAAAAGAGAUAUUUACAAACUUUGGAAGUGCUGCGCUCGUCAUAUGUUGCGUUUUGUUUGUUAA